Messenger RNA from Rotaria sp. Silwood2, 1701 nucleotides. The record is from the annotation of a GenBank genome assembly. Lineage: Eukaryota; Metazoa; Rotifera; Eurotatoria; Philodinida; Philodinidae.
AUGGAUGAACGACACUGGUGGAUUGCAUCAAAAGUUGAACAAACAUUUGGUAUUGAUAAAACUUCAACUGCUGAUACAUCAUUUACGGAAUCAUUUUUUCGUCGAUCUGAUGUACUUGAUAAAAUAAAUAGUUUUUUAUUGGCAAAAGGUUCGAAUAAAUUAUUUUUUUAUACAACACGUGAUCGUCUUGCUUCAAAAGAUAUCACAUGUUGUCAAACUAUUAUUGAUGAAUAUGCUCUCGUUAAUGAACCAUUGGAUAAUAUUAUUUUAUUAUAUUUUAUCCGUUCGGAUACAAGUUCAGAUGCAACUAUAUCACCUGCAUCGGAUAUUUAUUGUGGAGAAAUAAAACAUGCAGCACAAAUGGCAUCGUUACUUUAUUCACAAACAUUAUUACCAUUAUUUAAAAAAGAAUUAAUACCUAAUUCAAAUGAUAGUCAUAAUCAAGCAACUACAAAAGCAGCUAUUGCAACUCAAAUGGAAAGACAUAUUGAUGGAAUUAGUGCAACAUGUCAUUCUUUACAAAAAGAUAAGAAUUUACUAUUAAAACGAGUUGAUGCUGAAAUGAUAAGUCAAUUGAAACAAACUGCACGAUCAACUGCUGAUAGUCCUGUUAUUCGUAAUUGUGAACCAUUAGUUUUAUCAUGGAUUUCAACAAUUGAAAAUGUUCUUCAAGAUAUAUUUGGUGAAGAUUCAAUGCAUCCAUCACUUGGUCCAUUAAGUGAAAUCGAUCGAUGGACACGUAAACAACGUUUAAUUAAUAACUUACUUGAACAAUUAAAAUCUAAAGAAUGUAAAGCAGUUAUUGGUGCAUUAAUUACAUCAAAAUCAAAAGUUAUACGAAAAUGGAAAGCAAUUGAUGUUUCUAUAACCGAAGCACAAAAUGAAUGUCGUGAUAAAACAAAAUUUCUUGAAUCAAUUCGUCGUUAUUUAGAAAGUUUAACUGAAGAUGCACAUCCACAAAAUUGUGCUGUUAAUAUUUUACCUGCUUUAUGUGAUGCUAUGAGAACUGUUGAAUCAGUAUCAAGAUAUUAUGCUAGACAAGGUUAUUUAGGCUUAAUUUUUACAAAGGUUACUAAUCAAUUAGUUAAAAUUUGUAAACAUUAUAUUAGUGAUGAUUUAAAACAACUUUGGCCAAAACUUUUCGAUGAAAUUCUAUAUGGAGGAUUAAUUGAUGAUAUUAAAGAAAAUUUUCAUCUUGAUAAACGAGAUGUAAAACGUUUUCGUGAAAUUUCAAAAGGAUCAAUACCAUUAGAAACAAAUUCGAUUAAUGAAAGUACAUUUCAACGUCUAAAAAAUUGUCUUCUUUUACAAUCAUCUUACAAGGAAAUAUUUCGUGCUUUACGAGAUGCACUUGGUGGUACACAAAUGUUAACAGCUACAGCUUUUUCAGCGGCAUCAUCAUCAACAUUAAGUGGAACAACGAGUGCUCAUCCACAAGAUCAAAGUCAUUCAAGAUAUCAAAUUAGACAUUCAAGUGGAAUUUUAAUGUCACAAGAUGAAAAAAUUUUUCAACAUUUCGAUGAAUUUUGUCGUCGAGUUGAACAAAUGCUUGAUAUGACAGUGAUACUCAAUCAAUUUUCACAACUUAUCGCUACAACUGUUCGAUUACCUAAACCAAAACGAACAGAUUUAAUCGAAGCAGAAGCUGUUGCCAAUCGUGCAGACUUAUGUGGUUGUUAUGUUCAAAUUGAAACACCUUAA